CCCCGCGGUCCCUCUUGGCUGGGUUGGCUGGCGGGACCGGGUAGGGGCGUUCAGGGGUGUUCAGGGGCGUGGCCUCGGGGCUACGGGAGCUCUGAGCCGCGGGAGUCGAGCGGGAGAAGCAGGAUGGCGGCCGCAGCGAGCGAGGCGCGCCGGGUGCUGGUGUACGGCGGCAGGGGCGCGCUGGGCUCCCGAUGCGUGCAGGCGUUCCGGGCCCGCAACUGGUGGGUGGCCAGCAUCGACGUGGUGGAGAACGAAGAGGCCAGCGCCAGUGUCGUGGUUAAAAUGACCGACUCGUUCACGGAGCAGGCUGACCAGGUGACGGCUGAGGUCGGCAAACUCUUGGGUGAAGAGAAGGUGGACGCCAUCCUUUGUGUGGCUGGAGGAUGGGCCGGGGGCAAUGCCAAGUCCAAGUCUCUCUUCAAAAACUGUGACCUGAUGUGGAAGCAGAGCAUGUGGACGUCCACCAUCUCCAGCCACCUGGCCACCAAGCACCUCAAGGAAGGAGGCCUGCUGACCUUGGCGGGGGCCAAGGCCGCGCUGGACGGGACCCCCGGGAUGAUCGGCUACGGCAUGGCCAAGGGCGCGGUCCAUCAGCUCUGCCAGAGCCUCGCGGGGAAGAGCAGCGGCAUGCCGCCCAGGUCUGCGGCCAUCGCGGUGCUGCCGGUCACGCUGGACACCCCGAUGAACAGGAAGUCGAUGCCCGAGGCCGACUUCAGCUCCUGGACACCCUUGGAGUUCCUGGUCGAAACCUUCCACGACUGGAUCAUAGAGAAAAACCGACCCAGCUCCGGGAGCCUAAUCCAGGUGGUGACGACGGAGGGACGGACGGAACUCACCCCUGCGUAUUUCUGAGCUCGGUGCCCGUGCCUGUGCCGGGGCGGCCGCGGAAGCCGCCGUGUCCCUGAGUGGCCGCGCCUGGCCCUGUGUCUUCGGUAACCCUGACUGUGGUACAGACCCUGAGGCCGGUUUUUCUCUCGCCUGAUGUGCAUUCGCUCCCCUGAGGCAGUGUCAAGUGUGCGUGUGGAAUAAAAACGUGUGGGUGGAGGCCUGCAGGUAGCAGCGCCCUCCGUUCGCGCUGCCCGUCUGAGCGCGGGGGUCUCUGUGCACCCCCUCUGUGUCCGCGUCCCGUGGGAGUGCUUUGGAGACUGCCCGUGUGUCCCCGACCAUGUAUGUCGGCCAGACCGGUCCAGAGAUUCGUUGGCGUCGGGGACACGUGAAUGACUGUUCUGUCACAGGUGUAGUUUUCGCAGCCUCGCAUUAAACUGCCUUAACCCCCUUUCGUGGUGUUCGCAGAAGCCCGUGCACUCUGCCAAGGUGUCUUUUUCCCGUGCGGUGGCCAAGCGUGCGGGAGAGCCGCUCGUGAUUAUUUGGCGUUUAUCUGCCUAAUACAUGCGCGUCCUGGGCUGUGCCGCCUCCUGUGGUCGCAGUGCAGCGUGUGCGCAGUUGCAGAUGAACGUGCUGGAACCCUGGGCCGCCGGGGGGCGGGGGGCGGCCUUCAGCCGGGGGUGUUCGGAAGCGGGCGGACUCGGCCUGCGGUGGGUUUUCUCAGCACAGGGAUGGCCCGGCUCUCCCGUGGGCGCGUCGGUCCGGGUGGCGGGCUGGCCCUGUGCAUUCAGACGCAGCGCCACUGGAACGGGCUGUCCUGACUGGGGACUGGGGGUCCCACCCUUCGUUUUACGGAUCAGGAAGCCGGGCCGACUUACCAUCCUCGUUGCCAGAAAGUGGCAGAACUAAGCCCAGAACCGUGGUCACCAGCUGGCCACUGUUUAAAAAGACCUUUUCCACGUGUCGUCUUUGAUUUCUU
Messenger RNA from Phyllostomus discolor (pale spear-nosed bat), 1804 nucleotides. RefSeq names its product quinoid dihydropteridine reductase (gene QDPR). The transcript has 7 exons. Gene Ontology annotation, cellular component: cytoplasm. Gene Ontology annotation, molecular function: 6,7-dihydropteridine reductase activity; NADH binding; NADPH binding. The coding region runs from base 124 to 852 and encodes 242 amino acids. Lineage: Eukaryota; Metazoa; Chordata; Mammalia; Chiroptera; Phyllostomidae. The record is from RefSeq and is a predicted model, not a curated record. Gene Ontology annotation, biological process: L-phenylalanine catabolic process; tetrahydrobiopterin biosynthetic process.